AUGGAAAUGAAUAAAAUUAAUGACAGUUCUUCAAGAAAUAGUGUGCAUAAAGGAAGUGCUUCAAAUGUUAAAGAAGACUUGUCAGAGAUACUUUGCAAACUUCAAGAUUUCAAGCAUUCACAGUUGACAAUUGGAAUGUUUUUCGAAUUUAUGAAAGUUGCGUAUCAAGUCAGUGAUAACUGUAAGAGCGUAACAACAAUGUUUACAACAGAUAAUAAAUUUGAUUGGAAUAAGUUAGCAAAAAUUGAUGUAAAUUUUGAAUCAUCAAAUCCUAACAUGACUGAUGAAAGGUGUAUUGAUAGUCGUGUUACACAUGAAAAUAAAAGUCCUGAUGCACCAGAAGAACUAUUACUCGAAACAUAUGAUAUUAAUGUUCAGAAUUUUGUAAAUUCUGUUACAUCUUCAAAUGUGCAGACUGAACACCAACAAAUCCGUAGUUACGGUAAAAAUUUAACUAACACUGAGAAUUGUAAUGAAGUUAUGGCAUCUUUACCACAUUUCGAUGAGUCAAAGGUUGCUAAAUCCAUUGAUACAGCAGAAAAUAUUUUAAUAAGUGUAAUGAAAACAAAUUUAAGUGACAUAUUGCAUGAAGGUCUAUUAGAUUCUGUAUUACCAUACAUGAUUCCAAAAUCUACAAUAUCACAGCCUGUUAUUAAAAAAUCUAUCGUGAACAGUGAAAUAAAAAAAUGUAAUUCAUUAAGCAACAGCACUGAUACAAAGAUACUUACAAAUGUAACACAUAAAGAAAAGGAGAAAGAUAAAAGCAAAUCAAGUAAAAGAUCAAUGGAAAAUGAAGUGGAAAUUCAUGUUUGCGAUGAAGAAAAAAAUAUUAAAAAAAAUUUUCAUUGCCCUCAGAAACUUCUUGUUCAAAAAAUGCGUUAUUUCGCUGAUGUUACAGCAGGUCAAAAAUUAGAAGAAAUAGAUAUAUCAGUUCAUUGUGAUAUUGUAAUAUUCGAUUGGUUAAUGAAAUGGGUUAAAAAGGAUAUGCUAAAGAAAUCUGAGUGGCCAAUUCUGGAACCAAGUAAUGUCAUUCCAAUAAUGGUGUCUGCAUCCUUUUUACAAAUGGAACCACUUUUAGAGAACUGCCUGCAGUAUUGUCAUGAUAACAUGUCUGAUAUACUAAAAACAUCUACAAUUCUAACUUGUUUAGAUGACAAUCUUCUUACAAGAUUAGUAGAAAGAUUUACAAAUGAAGAUGUGGAAGCAUUGAAAGACAAGAAAGAUAAAAUCCAAAGUAAAUUGUUCUGCAAAUUGAUUAUAUCAUUAGCAGAAGUAAUGCCAGACAAUAGAAAAGGACAUUAUAGUUCGUUAGCAACAUUGUUUAAAUGCAGUAAAUGCGGGAAAAGUAUUAUUCAAUCUGUCUCUAAUUAUGUACCAUGUAUUGCAAAUGCAAUGGUAAUUGAUAAUCACGGAAACAUAUACAGUAAACACGUACGAGAUUUAUCGUGGACUCUAAAUGAUUAUAUUAUUACUCUUCGAACGGAAUUACGUUCAUGGCGUAAAGUUUAUUGGAGAUUAUGGGGUGAUUGUCAUUUUUUAUUUUGUACUCAGUGUAAUAUAUAUUUUCCAAUUCAUCAAAUCGAUUGGUGCUGUUGUCAUGCAGAACCUCCACAGUUUUUUAUUAAUGAACAGCAAAGACCCAUGCCAUUUCCUUUAGGCAGAUAUCCGUGUUGUAGUCAACGAGCAUACAGAUUUGAAGUAUUACCAAAUCGCGAAGGUUGUAGGUAUAGGGAACAUAUUCCAGACUUAAAAUCACACAAGGAUACAAGAAUAUUGAAUAUUGUCUCAGUAUAUAGAGACGUAAUAGCGAUGGAACCACCACAAUUAUUUUUUCCAGAGAAAAUUACGAGAUUAGUAGCUUGUGAUGCGUCUCUUCAACCAGGAAAAUUAAUGUGUAAAGAUGUGAUGUGGUGGGUUGGUAUAGAACUUGCUCCACAACGGUCAAGGCUUGGGCUUCUAGGAAAAAUAUGGAGUGGACCUGGACUACGACGGUCAUCUCAAUCGCAGGAUUUACAAAAAACAUCGCUAAAAAUUCAUCAGCAAGUUUCUCUUACAACUGAUACUUCAUCAAUUACAUCUUCAGCUACAGAUAGUGACGAAGACGAUGGUGUUACAGUCGAUGAGGAUUGUAGCAUUGAUGAAGAAUCAUAUAAUAGCGAAGAAUCUCUAGCGUGGUCUACAUUAAGAUCAAAAAAUAAAAAUAAGAGAAAACCUAAAAACCGAAUCAUGUGGAAAAACAAUGGUCGAUCUUGGAGUAGUGAUUUAAGUGUGAGACAUAAUCAAGAUAAUCAGCGAGAGUUUGAAGAAAAAGCAGCUUCGCAGAUGGUAACACUAUUAACAAAAAGAGUAUCUGCAGAUUCUUCUUUAUUAAUAAAAUCAUCAAGUAAACACAGCCGUAAAAAAAACCAGUUGAAUGGUGGUACUUAUAUAAGAUUGGAGGCAGAAUUUCGUGACCAAUUAAAUCAAUGUUAUAAAAACAAAACCAUAGCUGGAAAGUAUUUUCUACGUACGAAAUUGAACAAAAAGGAAAUGUUUAAUCAAUCUAUGCAUUUACAUGUUUCACAGAUUUAUCUUAUUACGAAGAUUCUUUGCUUUAUCUGGUACAGUCUUCCUGUUAAGGUGUGUUACAAUGCUUAUUACUUCCUUGUCUGUACCAGGUGCACACUUACAGUUUCUGCAUAUGUCGAUCUAUACAAUAAAAUUGCUAUGGCUUAUGUUAUAUGGCGUGGAGCUGGCAUGUCUAUUCAAGGUGUUAGAACUUGUGGUGAUUAUAUGUUUAGUGGCCAUACUGUUGCUCUUACUAUGUUAAAUUUUUUCAUUACAGAAUAUUUUUCUACUACUUAUCAAGUGGUCAUCCAUGAUGUAAAAGUUCAUUUGGACUAUAUUGUGGUGUUCCAAAAUAAGCUUUAG
Molecule: messenger RNA, 2910 nt
Organism: Dufourea novaeangliae
Lineage: Eukaryota; Metazoa; Arthropoda; Insecta; Hymenoptera; Halictidae
Exons: 12
Coding region: 1-2910 (969 amino acids)
Source: RefSeq, a predicted model, not a curated record